GCACCGCCGGGCCACAUGCGGGCUUCAAGACGUGCAAGACUUAACAAAAUGGCAAAGAAUAAAGCAGCCAAAGAGGUCCUUACUUAUUUAUUGGGGGUAUGUGUACCAACAGCUAAAGAAAAUGCAGCUAAAAUACGUAUACGUAAAUUGGAAUUUGAUAAUCACCUCUUAAUGUAUUUUGGCAAACACGAAUUUGUUUACGCCACUGAUCCGAAUAAAAUUAGCAAAAUUGGUGACACAGUUUUAAUACAAAAUUUACCAGAAAGAUUAACACGUCUUAUUACUCAUAAGAUUGUUGAUGUGGUUUAUCCAUUGGGAGAUAUGACAGAUCCCAUAACUGGUAAAAAAGUAGUUGCAGGAAAAUAUAGGGAUGACAUAGAACAAGAUACCGAAUUAUUUGGUAAAUUAGACUCCACAUUUGAAUACGAUAAAGCGCCACAAAGAGGAUCGAUGGAAGGCAAAAGAGACUUUUCGAACAAAAAGACUUAUGUUAAAUAUAAUGAUGAUCCAAAUAACGAUGAUCCAUACGCAGUAAAUCCAUUCUAAUCCAUUUAUAUUAGGUUUAGUGUCUAAUAAAUAAAAGUUGUCUGUUACAAAAGAUAA
Megalopta genalis is the source of this 603-nucleotide messenger RNA. NCBI's taxonomy places the organism in Eukaryota, Metazoa, Arthropoda, Insecta, Hymenoptera, Halictidae. The record is from RefSeq and is a predicted model, not a curated record.